CGGGCCGCGCCUGUGAUGAGCCGCAGCCCGCCGCGAGCCCUGCCCCCGGCCGCGCCCGCCGCGCCGCGCGCGCUGCUCCCGCCGUGGCCCCGGCGCCCGGGCCGCCGCUGGCCCGCGUCCCCGCUCGGGAUGAAGGUGUUCCGCAGGAAGGCGCUGGUGCUGUGCGCGGGCUACGCGCUGCUGCUGGUGCUCACCAUGCUCAACCUCCUGGACUACAAGUGGCACAAGGAGCCGCUGCAGCACUGUAGCCCCGACGGGCCGCCGGCGGCCGCGCCGGGGGCCGGCCGGGAGCGCCCGGGCCCCCCGCCGGCCGCGCCGCCCCGCGCAGCGCACGCGCGCCCGGACCCGCGGACCCCGCCGCGCCCGCCCGCCGCCGCCGUCGGGGCGGCCCCGGGGGCGCCCCCGGGCCCCGCGGCCCCGCCGGGCAACGGCACGCGGGGGCCCGCCGGCGGCGGCGGCGGCGGCGGCGGGGGCAAGCGGCAGCUGGUGUACGUGUUCACCACGUGGCGCUCGGGCUCGUCCUUCUUCGGCGAGCUCUUCAACCAGAACCCCGAGGUGUUCUUCCUGUACGAGCCCGUGUGGCACGUGUGGCAGAAGCUGUACCCGGGCGACGCCGUGUCGCUGCAGGGCGCGGCGCGGGACAUGCUGAGCGCGCUCUACCGCUGCGACCUGUCCGUCUUCCAGCUGUACAGCCCCGCGGGCAGCGGGGGGCGCAACCUCACCACGCUGGGCAUCUUCGGCGCGGCCACCAACAAGGUGGUGUGCUCGUCGCCGCUCUGCCCCGCCUACCGCAAGGAGGUGGUGGGGCUGGUGGACGACCGCGUGUGCAAGAAGUGCCCCCCGCAGCGCCUGGCGCGCUUCGAGGAGGAGUGCCGCAAGUACCGCACGCUGGUCAUCAAGGGCGUGCGCGUCUUCGACGUGGCCGUGCUGGCGCCGCUGCUGCGCGACCCGGCCCUGGACCUCAAGGUCAUCCACCUGGUGCGCGACCCCCGCGCCGUGGCCAGCUCGCGCAUCCGCUCGCGCCACGGCCUCAUCCGGGAGAGCCUGCAGGUGGUCCGCAGCCGCGACCCGCGCGCCCACCGCAUGCCUUUCCUGGAGGCGGCGGGCCACAAGCUGGGCGCCAAGAAGGAGGGCGUGGGGGGCCCGGCGGACUACCACGCGCUGGGGGCCAUGGAGGUCAUUUGCAACAGCAUGGCCAAAACCCUGCAGACCGCGCUGCAGCCCCCCGGCUGGCUGCAGGGCCACUACCUGGUGGUGCGGUACGAGGACCUGGUGGGGGACCCCGUCAAGACCCUCCGCCGGGUGUACGACUUCGUGGGGCUCUGGGUGAGCCCCGAGAUGGAGCAGUUCGCCCUCAACAUGACCAGCGGCUCGGGCUCCUCGUCCAAGCCCUUCGUGGUGUCGGCGCGCAACGCCACGCAGGCGGCCAGCGCCUGGCGCAGCGCGCUCACCUUCCAGCAGAUCAAGCAGGUGGAGGAGUUCUGCGCGCAGCCCAUGGCCCUGCUGGGCUACGAGCGCGUCAGCAGCCCCGAGGAGGUCAAGGACCUCAGCAAGACCCUGCUCCGGAAGCCUCGGCUCUGAGCGGGCCCCCCGCCCCCCGCCCCGCGAGACACCCCCCGUCCGGCGGGAGCUGGCUGUUGUUUCCACAAAAGCAGCCCAGACCCAAGCCGCGGCAGCCCACAUAGCCUAUUAUAGAUCCACCGUAUAAAUAACCACGCAGGCACUUGCUGUCGAUGUUUUGAGUCAUGGAAUUUCAAGGAACAGCCACAACACGCGCGCCACACCCAUCCCCGCCAAGACCCACUGGAGAGCGCUUGCGCGUUUGCGCGCGGACCCGCUGGCCCCGGCCCGCGGGUCCCUCCCCACCUCGCCCCUGCGCUCCUUUCCCUCCGCGCCCCUCCCCCUUCCUUCCUCCCUUCCUUCCUCUCCCUCCCUCUCCCCUUCAGCCCCUCCACUCCUUUCCCUCACCGAUCCCCUCCCCUGCUCUCCCGCCUCUCUCCCCCCACGUCGCCACCGACCUUCGUUUCUGAUGGGGGGGUGUUGAGGAAGUCAAGGUCCAGUGACCCCAACCUUGUUUACAAAAGUUCUCGUGGUAUCUGUGAACCUGUAAAGGCGUCGCUUUGACAUGGGGGGAGGGAGUGGAGAAAGGGGGACAGUCCGGAGCAAAAAAAAAAAACAACAACAACAAA
Sorex fumeus (smoky shrew) is the source of this 2189-nucleotide messenger RNA. RefSeq names its product carbohydrate sulfotransferase 2 (gene CHST2). Gene Ontology annotation, cellular component: Golgi membrane. NCBI's taxonomy places the organism in Eukaryota, Metazoa, Chordata, Mammalia, Eulipotyphla, Soricidae. The coding region runs from base 16 to 1581 and encodes 521 amino acids. The record is from RefSeq and is a predicted model, not a curated record. The transcript has a single exon. Gene Ontology annotation, molecular function: N-acetylglucosamine 6-O-sulfotransferase activity. Gene Ontology annotation, biological process: N-acetylglucosamine metabolic process; carbohydrate metabolic process; sulfur compound metabolic process.